AGAGAGAGAGAACCAACGGUGUUGAUAUACCUAAUCACAUCCCCAAACUCCCAUCUCAGUCGUCUCCUCUCUGCGCACUUUUCCAGCGUCCGAUCUCCUCUCCUCGCCUCGAUUCUCCUCGCGCCCAAAUACAAAUUCUCAAUUUCUCAGGGUUCAUUUGGCGGCGGUUAUGGCGGACGGUCAGCAUCCGGCGAGUCCCGGCGGUGGCAGCCACGACAGCGGGGAACAUAGCCCCGGCCCCAGGUCGAAUAUUCGGGAGCAGGAUAGGUUUCUCCCAAUCGCGAAUAUCAGUCGGAUCAUGAAGAAGGCUCUUCCGGCUAGCGGUAAGAUUGCUAAGGAUGCCAAGGAGACUGUUCAGGAAUGUGUUUCUGAGUUCAUCAGCUUCGUCACUAGCGAGGCAAGCGACAAAUGCCAAAAGGAGAAAAGGAAAACUAUUAAUGGUGAUGAUCUUCUCUGGGCAAUGGCAACUUUAGGAUUUGAGGAUUAUAUCGAUCCUCUCAAGGUGUAUCUCACUCGAUAUAGAGAGAUGGAGGGUGAUACAAAGGGAUCAGCAAAGGCUUCAGAUGGCUCUUCUAGAGAUGCAGUGCCUAAUCCUAACUCACAGGGUCAACAUAUUGCUGUACCAAUGCGAGGCAUGGAGUAAAGGUGACCCUUCUUUGGGUGUCAGCAUCACACUCUUGGUCUCCCUGAGAUUGCGUUGAUUGGACUAACAAUGCAUUCUACAUGUAUAAGGUUCACAUGCUGUAAACUCUAAUAUUAUUGAAUUUUAAGCCCUUGUAACUUGUAAGUGUAGGAAUUUCAUGAUUUAUUAUAGUCAUUAAUGUAUUAGUGUGCCAGCAUAUUUGAUUUUUUAGUCUGACCAUAUUUAUCAUUUGUUUA
Messenger RNA from Ipomoea triloba (trilobed morning glory), 879 nucleotides. RefSeq names its product nuclear transcription factor Y subunit B-1-like. The record is from RefSeq and is a predicted model, not a curated record. Lineage: Eukaryota; Viridiplantae; Streptophyta; Magnoliopsida; Solanales; Convolvulaceae. The transcript is spliced from 6 exons. Gene Ontology annotation, molecular function: protein heterodimerization activity; DNA-binding transcription activator activity, RNA polymerase II-specific; RNA polymerase II cis-regulatory region sequence-specific DNA binding. Bases 170 to 643 code for a protein of 157 amino acids. Gene Ontology annotation, biological process: regulation of transcription by RNA polymerase II. Gene Ontology annotation, cellular component: CCAAT-binding factor complex; nucleus.